AUCCAGGAAUCAGGAAUAUGGAACUGGACCAGGGAAAAUGCACACACUCGUGUCCACGGUGAACUAUUUCUUAGCUGCUGCGAUGAAAGGAAAAAUUAGACGAUUGUCCUCUUUCCUUCUGUAUCCUGCUGUGACAACUAUCCCCCUCUCUGUUGUUUCCAUCGCUCUCCAACUUCCCCCUGCAGGUUCCCUCUUUUCCUGAGAUAAACCUGCCAGCUCUCUCACCCCCCCCAAUUAGUCCCUCUGCUACAAUUAUAGCCUGCCAGGCAGAAACAUAUCAGACCAUGGUUAUUGGCAGACAUGCGGACAUCUGCUGCUGGGAGCUCAGUCUGGAGGUCUGCAGAGAGACGAGAGGUCAAGGCUUUUCCUCUGACCUUGACCUGUCCUACUUCUGCUGCUCAACCCCGACGCCUGUCGGCCAGAGCGCGUCUAUGAGAGCACGGUCACCUUGUCGGCACCGAGAGGAGAGUUAACUCCCAAAACCCUAAUCAACACCAAGCAGCAGAAUGCAAUGACAGCUAGAAAGCAAAUUAUCCUCAUGUUCUUUUUCAUUUCCUUUGCUGGCUGUGUGUACAAGGUGGGGCUGCAUUGCAACGUCCCGUGUCUCCGAGAACGAGAGGUGCUCCUUGAACUCCUCAACCACGUUGAAGCUCAAAUAUUGAAUUAUUCAGCGAGACAAAACCACUGAUCAAAAGGUGUGAGUGGAAGAUAUUUCAUUUGGACAGAUUUGGGCCUCACAGUGACAGCUUGGCUGACAGAUUCAAUGGCGCAGGAUUAUUUCCGUGUGAGUGUGAGUGAAUGCCGGAGUGGAAGAGAAACGUUGGUACAUGAUUAAUGUGUUUCCAUCAGUUUUUUUUUGUCAGCAUAUCACAAAAUUGAGGCGUAAGUUUCCCCUUUGUCCUCACCCCAGCGUUCCCGGUGCCCCCUGUGCUUCUCCCUCGCUCCCCCACAAUGCCCCCUGUUUCCCACUCAGCUGCAUCCCCACAGUUCAACUUUGGACAUGUCACUCGACCCACCUCCACAGCAGCAGCCCCGCAGCUGUCCCACCCUCUCCGGCUUCUUCCCUCCUUCUUCCCUGCCGCCGAGCUCAUAAGUCAGAACCCACAACAGUUGGCGCGGUGUGAGGAGCUUUUGCCCUGCACAGGGAGAGGGAAACCAGGCGACGAGCACGUCUGACAUCAGCGGAUUCUCUUCCUCGAUAUCCUCACCGGCGAUCCCUUUUCAAAGCUGCCACCAUGCAUGUGUUGGGCAGCUGGCGUGUGCUGUGUGUGCUUGGCCUCGCGGUUGCAUCCCUGCGCAUGGAUGAGGCUGAGCUCGAUGGGAACUACGCCGACGACUACGACAACGAGAUCUCUCGUGACCAGCGGGAGGAGUCUCCAUGCCAAUCUACAGAUUCCUCCCGCUGGGACAAGCUGUCCAUCGCCCUGGAGGACUCGCACAUGAGGCAGAACAUGUUGCUGGAGUCUCUGGAGCAGUGCUGCGGAGGAAUGGUCUCUCUCAGGGCCCAGGUGGAGAAGCUGACCAGGGGGACGUGCCAGCGGUGUGUGCCCAGCGUGGAGUCAGCGUGCGGGGCCCAAGCGGAGCGGGCGAGUCUUCGGCUGCAACAGGGUCUGGUGGAGCUCAGGAGGGAGGGAGCAGAGCGGGAGGGGAGGUUGAACGCCACCGUGCAGAUGCUCCUGCACAGCAGUCGUGAGGAGAAUGCCCGACUGAAGCGGCUGGAGGAAGGAAGGGGUCACGGAGCGGUGCCAUCGGGACCAGCAGACAGCAGGACGGGACGCCAACCAACGCCCAGACCGGGAUUAGGGCUGGGGGCGGCAUUCAUCUCGGGGGCGAAGCCGUUCCCAUCUGGCCUGAGGGAGCAGGAAGCGUCUUCGCCGCUGGACAUGGCCACGAUGGAAAGGGCCCUGGUUGCCAUAGCAACAGAGCUGCAGCAGGUUCACCUGCAGCUGAGCCGAGUGAUAGAGCAGGCAGGGACAUCGAGGAAAGACAGAGGAGACACAUGAAUUGCCCAGAGGGAAAGAGAGAAAAAAAAAAGACUGGGAAGAGUCCAGUGACAACGAUUUUGCACAUACUCAUUUUUUAAUGAUGUUUUUAAAUGGCCCCUUUUUUAAACAUGAGCUUGUUUAUGUCUGGUAACAAUAGAAUUAAACGUUGCAUAAAUGCUGUGGGUUCAUUAUAACGAAUAAAAAACGAAUCAAACAACCUAAUCGGCCUUGUGGAAAGGUUUCCUCCCUCCUCCCACACACUAACCAACGCAGUUUAAGAGCUGCAUACUUUAUGCUUUUUCUCUUUUUCAUUUGUCUCAGUCGGUGCAUGUGCCCUGCGGAGUUUGCGCCACCAACCUCAAUGUUUUUGGUGGUUGCGGAGAUGUCUGCACAAGUGUGUCAGAUGAUCUGGACAGUGUUUAAUUUUUGGCUGGUCUCGCCCUCUCAUUAACUUCCAUAAGAGUCUGUAAUGCUAAGACACCACGACUUGUAUUGCUCUGGGUGUUUAGGAUUUAUGAAACCCUGCCAGAGUCGGGAUGAUGCCGCCUGUCUCUCCUGUAGCCCUGCAAAAAAACACACACACAUACACACACACACACACACACUGUAAUAAACAGUGUGAGUGGCUAGACCAGAAGGACUUUCCAUGUUUGUUUGUUUUACAGUUUCUGUAUGAUGGUGAGCCAGAGAGGAAUCAGAAAGAGGAUGAAAGAGACAUACGGUAAAUAUUCUUUACUUAAAUAAAUGUAGCCACACCUCAAAGUAAAAAUACCCCAUUGCAAGUAUUAUCAGUACAAUUCACCAAAUGUAUCACAAAUAAAAGUAAUCAAUAUGCAGCAGAAUCACCCUUAUCAAUGACAUAUUAAUAUAUUAUUUGAUAAGACUGAUUGAAAAAUAUGUAAGCCCAAUUUUAAUCUUGUAGUGGGUCGGGGGGGGGCGAAUAACUUAUUGAUUACAAAAAAGACAUAAAAAUUGGUUAUGUAAUAUAACAUUUGUAUGGUAAGCCUAAUUGGUUGUCAAAUCAGCUGUCAAAAAAUGUCAUGGGCUAAACAGUAAACGUGAGGCAAAAGUAUAAAUGGCAAAAACAAUUAUAAUAAUAAUAAUGACAAAAUGGAGCACUCACGUAAAAGUUUGAGCAUCUCUAUUUUACCUCAAAAAGCAUUUUACCACUGGGCAAAAAUACACGUGAGUAUGUGAGUUUAAUUAUUCACCACUUUGUUGAGUUUAAUUAUUCACAAGUUUUUUAAUUACUUAAUUAUUUGCACUAAUGAAGUACUACUUGUGCCCAUGUCUGUGUGCAUGGCUGCACCUUUCAUGAUACAUCUGCAGCUGAAUGAAGAACUAGCUAGAUCUGAAUUAUAAUUUUUUUCUCUUUCUUUAAAUGUCACAACUAAAGAUAAUAUCCCAUAUACUGCACAGGCUUUUCACAACAUAGUUUCACCAUAGUAUCCACACGAGUGUAUGCUGAAUGCGGGGGCAUUUUUUUUCAUUAAAAGUCUCCAUCUGUGCAA
Messenger RNA from Scophthalmus maximus (turbot), 3496 nucleotides. RefSeq lists its product as uncharacterized. Gene Ontology annotation, molecular function: complement component C1q complex binding. The record is from RefSeq and is a predicted model, not a curated record. Lineage: Eukaryota; Metazoa; Chordata; Actinopteri; Pleuronectiformes; Scophthalmidae. Gene Ontology annotation, biological process: innate immune response. The transcript has 2 exons. Bases 1236 to 2003 code for a protein of 255 amino acids.